Macrosiphum euphorbiae (potato aphid) is the source of this 1650-nucleotide messenger RNA. NCBI's taxonomy places the organism in Eukaryota, Metazoa, Arthropoda, Insecta, Hemiptera, Aphididae. The record is from the annotation of a GenBank genome assembly.
AUGAUUCUAUCACGUGUAAAACCAGCUGUAGAACAGCAGUUAGAGAAAACUAAACCGACAAAUCAUAAGAUAACCGCUAAGGAUUUCAUAGAGAAAAGGGACUACACUGGUGCUUUAACUAUUUUAAAAUUUGAUAUAGAAAAAUCAAAAGAAGAUGUGGAAUUAGAACUAUGGCUAGCGUAUUGUUAUUUUCAUUUAGGUGAUUAUAACAACGCGAUGUUAAUUUACAAAAAUCAUUGCAAAAAUUCAGGAAUAAAACAUUUGUUUGUCAAUUUGGCAUGUUGCUAUUUUUAUUUAGGCAUGUACCCAGAAGCUGAAGAUGUAUUAGACAAAUCCGAUAUUUCCGACGUAAAAAUUCGAUUGCAAUUUCAUUUGUCACAUAAACAAGGUGACGAAAAAAAGCUCAUGGAGUAUCAUGAACUUUUAGCAGAUGUCGUUGAGGAUCAACUAUCAUUAGCAGCUAUACAUUAUCUUAGAUCACAUUAUCAAGAAGCUAUUGAUAUAUAUAAAAAGUUAAUGAUCAAUAAUCGACAUUUUUUGGCGCUGAAUGUUUAUAUGGCUCUUUGUUAUUAUAAAUUAGACUUUUAUGAUGUCUCUCAAGAAAUUUUAGAUGUUUAUAUCAAAAAAUAUCCAGAUUCUAUGAUAUUAACUAAUUUAAAAGCUUGCAAUUUGUAUAAAUUAUACGAUGGUAAAGCUGCCGAAUCGGAAUUAAAAAAUAUUAUCGCGAGAAGAUCAUCAACAUUUAAGUUUUGUGAAGAUUUGAUUAAACACAAUAUGGUUGUUUUUCGUGAAGGAGAAGGAGCUUUACAAGUUUUGCCAGCUCUUGUUGAUAUUCUCCCAGAAGCCCGUCUUAAUUUGGUAAUUUAUUAUUUAAGACAAGGCGAGAAUGAAGAAGCCUACGAAUUAAUCAAAGAUUUGGAACCGGCUAUUCCUCAAGAAUAUAUCUUAAAAGCUAUUGUUAACGUAGUUGUUGGUCAAGAAAAAGGAGAUACUAAGCAAAUUGAUAAUGGACAGAGCUUAUUUAAUAUGGUAGGAAGUAGUUCCAGUGAAUGUGACACAAUACCAGGCCGACAAUGCAUGGCUUCUUCUUUAUUUUUAGAAGGGCGUUAUGACGAAGUUAGCUUAUAUCUAAGUUCAAUAAAGAGCUAUUUCUCAAAUGACGAUAGUUUUAAUUUUAAUUUUGCUCAGGUUAAAUUAUCACUAGGUGAGUACAAGGAAGCAGAAGAGAUGUAUUUACAAGUAAAAAGCAACAAAAUACGUGAUAGUUUUAUUUACAUAAACCAUUUAACACAUUGUUUUAUUAUGAAUAAAAAGCCACAGUCAGCUUGGGAUUUAUAUUUGAAAAUUGAAAAUUCACAAGAUUCAUUGAUAAUAUUGCAGUCGAUUGCAAACGAUUGUUAUAAGACUAAUCAGUUUUGGCAAUCAGCAAAAGCAUUUGAUAUGCUUGAAAGAUUAGAUUUGUUACCUGAAUAUUGGGAGGGAAAACGUGGUGCUUGUGCUGGCAUAUUUCAGCAAAUUGUGCUUGGUAAUCAACCACAAGAUCAGAUAGCUGAUGUCAUACAUUUAUUAAGAAAUUCGGCAAAUUCUCAAGUUGAACAAAUGAUUAAAAUGAUGAAGAAAUGGGCCAAAAAUAACAAAAUUGUUGUUUAG